AUGGCGCAAAAACUGUCGAACGCCUAUGUCGAUCCUUCCCAACCUGGCUCGUUAGGAGGUGUGGCUAAAUUUGCCAAAGCCCAUGGACUCGCUCAAUCCAAAGCUCGUCAAGUGUUAGAAACCAUGUUGAGUUACACGUUACACAAGUCCCGACGUCGUCAUUUUCCAACCUUGCCCGUCAUGGUCUUUAAAGUCGAUCAACAGUGGGUGAUGGAUCUGAUGGACGUCCAGAAAUUAGCCAAAUGGAAUAAAGGUCACCGAUACAUUUUAACCGUGGUGGAUGUCCUGUCCAAAUGUGUCUCGACCAUUCCCAUCAAAAACAAAACAGGUGCGGUGAUGGUGCGAGCAUUACAGACGUUAUGGAAACAAGCUAGCCCCAGACAACCUCAACGGGUGCAAUCAGACGACGGGACAGAGUUCAUGAACGCUAAGAUGCAAGCCUUUUUUUAAAAAACACCAAGUAGACCAUUUUUCCACCCAAGGGGAUACAAAAGCCGCUUUAGCUGAAGUGUUGAUUAAAACGUUAAAAACCAAACUGUACCGUUAUUUUACUGCUGCCAAUACCCGCACCUACUUGAAAGCCCUUCCCCUCAUCGUGGAGCAAUACAAUCACACGGUUCAUUCCAGUUUUCAAGAAAAACCUGCUCAUGUAACCCCGGACAAUGAAUAUUUGAUUUCGAAUCGAUUGUAUAAAAAGCGGUUACGCAAACGGGCUCAUCCUAAACUGCGUGUGGGAGAUAAAGUACGGUUAAACAAAAAACAUCGGGUGUUUCAAAAAGGGUAUUUGCCUGCUUGGACAGAAGAAGUCUUUUUAGUCCAUGGAAUUUCAACCAUCCGCCCCGUUGUCACCUACACCCUCACAGAAUGGAAUGGAACACCCAUAAAAGGCACAUUUUAUGAAGAAGAUGUUCAAAAGGUUGUACUCCCCGAUGAGGCAUUAUUUCGGGUGGAAAAAGUGUUAAAACGAAAAGGAAAUCAAGUGUUUGUUGCGUGGAAAGGGUAG
Porites lobata is the source of this 1003-nucleotide messenger RNA. The record is from the annotation of a GenBank genome assembly. Lineage: Eukaryota; Metazoa; Cnidaria; Anthozoa; Scleractinia; Poritidae.